Messenger RNA from Cutaneotrichosporon oleaginosum, 1152 nucleotides. RefSeq lists its product as uncharacterized. Lineage: Eukaryota; Fungi; Basidiomycota; Tremellomycetes; Trichosporonales; Trichosporonaceae. The record is from RefSeq and is a predicted model, not a curated record.
AUGAGCAGUCCCAUCAGUUCAACACCACCACAAUCCUCAACAUCCAAAGCGCGUUCGGCCGGCAAGGUCGUCGCGGCCUUUGACACAGCCGAGGGAGUUGGAGCGAAGGUCCUGCGCUCGAUUGGCACUCCGGCGCUGUGGAAUCUCUCCCCGUUCCUCAUCCUCGACCACGCGCGUGUGGGCCAAGGCGCCGGCUUCCCCGACCACCCUCACCGCGGCAUGGCGACCGUGACCUACGUGCUCGAAGGCAUGAUGCAGCACGAAGAUUUCAUGGGCAACUACGGCCGCCUGUCGCAGGGCGACGUGCAGUGGAUGACGGCGGGGCGCGGGGUCGUGCACGCCGAGAUGCCGCUUGUGGACCCCGAGCAUCCGAUGGAUGCCGUUGCGCUGCAGCUGUGGCUCGACUUGCCCGCGGCCAAGAAGAUGGUCAAACCGUCGUAUAAGGAGAAAAAGGCGGAGUCGCUCGCGCGUGCGACCUUCGAGGGUGGCAGCGUCGUCGUUGUGAGCGGCGAGAGUCACGGCGCGGUCGGGCCUAUCCGUCCGAUCGCGGGAUGCUGGUUCCUCGACUACAGGCUCGACGCGGGCGGGCAAGCAUGGCAGCCCAUUCCUGCGGGGUGGACGGCGUUCGUGUAUGUCCUUGACGGCGUCGUCGCCGUCGGUGGCACGGCCGGUGGAGAUGAGACGGGAUCGAAGGAGGUCGGCUCGCAGCACGUUUGCGUCCUCUCCGCAUCGGCGGGGGAGGAGGGUGUGUGCUUGCGUUCGCGCUCCAAGAAGGGGUCUCGCUUCGUCCUUGUCGCCGGGGAACCGCUGGACCAGCCCAUGGUCCUCCAGGGUCCUUUCGUCUCGACAAGCCGUGACGGCGCGGCGCAGGCGCUGCGCGACUACCAGAAUGGACGGAAUGGGUUCGAAAAGGCGCUUGGAUGGCGCAGUGAUAUUGGCAAGGAUGUCGGCAUGGUGCGCCGCAAACCGCGUCGCAAGGGGGAGGAGGACUGGGAGGAGCGAGACCCGCGCGAGAAGAGCCGCCGAGGCGACCGCCGCGAAGCGAAGUAUGAGGGAGAAGCGGGAGAGCCUGCCGGCGCAGACGCCAAGGCGAAGGGUGGUGGUGGGGGCCGAGGCGGGGGACGCAGUCAAAGAAGGCAGAAGCUAAGAUAG